Messenger RNA from Capronia coronata CBS 617.96, 528 nucleotides. RefSeq names its product D-tyrosyl-tRNA(Tyr) deacylase. NCBI's taxonomy places the organism in Eukaryota, Fungi, Ascomycota, Eurotiomycetes, Chaetothyriales, Herpotrichiellaceae. The transcript is spliced from 2 exons. Gene Ontology annotation, cellular component: cytoplasm. Gene Ontology annotation, biological process: tRNA metabolic process. The coding region runs from base 1 to 528 and encodes 175 amino acids. Gene Ontology annotation, molecular function: D-tyrosyl-tRNA(Tyr) deacylase activity. The record is from RefSeq and is a predicted model, not a curated record.
AUGAAGGCGAUAUUGCAACGGGUGCUAUCCAGUUCUGUCACGGUCAACGAGCAAGUUGUCUCGGCCAUCGGAAAAGGAGUGCUGGUUCUCGCCGCGAUCGGCCCCAACGAUACCAAGAAAGAUGCCGAGUCAAUGGGAUCGAAGAUCUUGAAAAUGAAAUUAUGGCCCGACGACAAUGGAGUCAACUGGAAGAAGAGCGUCCAGGACAUUGAAGGCGACGUCCUUUGCGUUUCGCAAUUCACUUUGCUGGCUUCCACCAAGAAGGGCAACAAGCCUGACUUCCACGGGGCAGCGAAGCCGGAGGUCGCAAAGGAACUCUAUGACUAUUUCGUGUCUCGCGUCCGCAGUCAGUAUCCUGCUGGAAAAGUGGAGGACGGCGUCUUCCAGGCUAUGAUGCAGGUCAGCCUCGUCAACGAUGGACCAGUCACACUCGAGAUCGAUACCAGUCCUGCUAAGAAGGAUUCGGUCGCAAGUACCAAAGUCACUAAUACACCAGCGUCAACUCCCACACCACAAGACCAGGACUGA